This is a messenger RNA of Peronospora belbahrii, 231 nucleotides long. Lineage: Eukaryota; Oomycota; Peronosporomycetes; Peronosporales; Peronosporaceae. The record is from the annotation of a GenBank genome assembly.
AUGCCAAAUCUGCUGAAGGAUUUUAUCUCAAUGGUAUUGCCUCAGACCAAGCGCCCAUUGCAGUCACCUUCGACCACCAACCGUCUCUCGCCUGCCAAACAGAACGUGGCUUCGGGACCAUUUACCGACCUUCGAGCAUGGAUAGAAGAUGCCAACGGAAUUGUAACCCCAGAGCAGCAAUAUGAACAAGCCAAGAUGGACGCUUUCAUUUUUGUCAACAUGAUGCGGUGA